AUUACUGUUUUCUUCCCCCAAGAGCAGAAACUAUGACUAAGAGAGCAGAAUACCAGAGGUAUCAUGACUCUGACAUCUUGGGAAGGAGACAGCAGUGGUGGAUUCAGCCAUAAGGCAGGCAAGAUUUCUGCCUUAUAGAUUUCUGCUGGCCUCCAGUUAGCAGAAGAGAGGUAUCGAAGCACCAACAAGGAAUCAAGGGUGACCUCUUCAUUAGCCGAACUGCUUGCACUCCGACCUGCUAUCACCAUGCCUAGAGGUCAGAAGAGUAAGCUCCGUGCCCGUGAGAGACGCCGCCAGGCCCGCGGUGAGACCCAGGGUCUGGAGGGCCCUGAGGCUACUGCAGGAGCACCAGCAGGUGCAGCAGCCAUACCAGCAGGAGAGUCCCCCUCCCCUGCCUGCCCUCUCUCUGGGGAUAGAGCUCAGAAUUUGUCUGCCGCUGCGACAUCCAGCAGUCCUCAGGCAGCCAAGGGGAGCUCCUCUCCCGCCAGUGCUGGUGCAGCUGUUUCAUGCACCAAUUCAGAUGAAGGUGCCAAAAGCCAAGAUGAGGGAAGCCAACAAUCCUCUAAGGGCACUGAGUUCUCACGCACAGGUCCAUUAAACAAGAAGGUAGUGUUGUUGGUACAGUUCCUGCUGCGGAAGUAUCAAAAGAAAGAGCCAGUUACGAGGGCAGACAUGCUAAAGUAUGUCAUCAAAAAGCACAAGUAUCAUUUCAAUGAGAUCCUCAAGAGAGCCUCUGAGCACAUGGAGCUGGCCUUUGGUAUUGAUGUGAAGGAAGUGGAUCCCAUCCGGCACUGCUAUGCCCUCCUCAGCAAACUAGACCUCAGUGUCGAUGGCACGAUGCGUGAAGAAGAGAACACGCCCAAGACCGGCAUCCUGAUGAUCGUGCUGGGGGUAAUCUUCAUGAAAGGCAACUGCGCCCGGGAGGAGGAGGUCUGGGAAGUCCUGAAUCUGAUGGGCGUAUAUUCAGAUAAGAAGCACUUCAUCUAUGGGGAGCCAAAGAAGAUCAUCACUGAAGAUUUGGUGCAGCUCAAGUACCUGGAGUACCGGCAGGUGCCCAACAGCGACCCUCCGCGCUAUGAGUUCCUGUGGGGCCCCAGAGCCCACGCCGAGACCAGCAAGAUGAGAAUCCUGGAGUUUCUAGCCAAAAUUCACGAUACCGUCCCCAGUGCUUUCCCAGCCUGGUAUGAAGAGGCUUUGAGAGAUGAGGAAGAGCGAGCCCGAGCCCGAGCGGCAGCCAGGGCUCGUAUCACUGCCAUGGCCAGUGCACGUGCCAGGGCCAUGGCCUCCAGCUCAUCCCACACAAAGUGAAGUCUCAGGCUGGUCCAAAAGGUUGUAUUUCAUAUGUUAAAGUUUGAAGCAGUUCGUUUUCUUUGCGGAAAAAAGCAGUCAACGUUCUAAAUAGUGGAUGGCAGUGGCCAGGGUAGGUCUGGAAAGAACACAGUGAAUAUCAUCUUGGUGUUCUUGUUCUAUAUGGUAAACUUAAGAGUCCUUUAUUUUUUUUUCUUUCCUUCUUUUCCUCUUUCUUUCACUCUUUUUUUUUUCUUUUUAUUUCAAGUGUUAUUUCUUUAAUAGAAAGUUUACAUUAUUUUCAAAUCUAAAUUAAUGAUUUUGGUUGCAUAUUUGUUGCGGUUUAAUAGGCUUCAGGGAAGGAGUUUUAUUAUUUAGUAAAACACAUUGGGAAACCUUUCACGCUUACCAAAAAAGAACGGUAAAAGAUGGUAUUGUCACAGGCAUUUCCUUGGAAAUGCAAAACACUUUAGCAGUAAAAUUACUAGGAUCAAAAAAUGGAGAGGAUAGAAGUGAAAGCCAUUUGUUCUUGGUUUUCCGUAUACAUUUUAGUCUCUUGUUCUGUAAGAAUACAAGAUGGCGUGCUUGGAUUUGCUUAUUAAAGAAUGUAGGAGAAAUAAAAAGUUGAAACACU
This is a messenger RNA of Leopardus geoffroyi (Geoffroy's cat), 1921 nucleotides long. Its product is annotated as melanoma-associated antigen B18-like. Gene Ontology annotation, cellular component: nucleus. Gene Ontology annotation, biological process: negative regulation of transcription by RNA polymerase II. The transcript is spliced from 4 exons. The record is from RefSeq and is a predicted model, not a curated record. Bases 247 to 1308 code for a protein of 353 amino acids. NCBI's taxonomy places the organism in Eukaryota, Metazoa, Chordata, Mammalia, Carnivora, Felidae.